AUGCAGCAGCAGUUGUCCGCUAGGCCUCGUGUGCUGGGCAAAGGCCAGACAAUUGCCUGCUCGAAGCUUAGGAGCGUGGCUGUGUGCGCAGCGAUGAAGGUUGCCGUGACGGGUGCUGGGGGGCGGACGGGUGGUCUGGUGGUCAAGAAGCUGCUGGAGGGUGGCGCUGACAAGUUUGUUGCAGUGCCCAUCGUCCGCAGCCAGAAGAGCGCGGACAAGGUCGAGUCUACCUACAGCUUGGCCAAGGGAUCAGCCAAGGUGCUGGACAUCUCCAGCGGUGAUGUAGCUGCGGCCACGACGGCGCUUCAGGGCUGUGAUGCGCUGGUGAUUGCUACCAGUGCCGUGCCUGAAAUUCUCAAGCUGUCGUUGAUCCCCGUCAUACUGGCAAAGCUCUUCAAGAAGGAGGGCGUCAGGCCACAGUUCCGAUGGAAGGAGGGGCAGACUCCGGAGCAGGUGGACUGGCUGGGACAGAAGGUUCAGAUUGAUGCGGCCAAGGCGGCAGGCGUCAAGCAGGUUGUGCUGGUUGGCAGCAUGGGUGGCACCGACCCCUCCAACAUGCUCAACAAGCUGGUGGGGGAGGACGGCGGCCAGAUCCUGCAGUGGAAGCGGCGCGCUGAGCAGUACCUGGUGGCCUCAGGGCUCACCUACACCAUUAUACACCCCGGCGGCCUGGUGGACGAGGAGGGGGGCAAGCGGCGCCUGGCUGUGGAUGUUGACGACGGCCUGCUCAAGCGCAAGACGCGCUCCAUCCCCCGUGCUGAUGUGGCAGCACUCGCGGUUGGCUGCCUGGGGCUUGCGGAGGCCACCAACCGGUCUUUUGAUGUGUGCGCGGAUCCUGUUGGCGAGGGAGAGCCCAGUACAGAGUGGGGUGCGCUGCUGGACGGUUUGGGCGGCCGCAACUGCGACUACAGCAUCAACAGCCAGGCAGAGCCCGCCGAGCCGGUGGUGGCGGGGACCCCUUGA
Messenger RNA from Monoraphidium neglectum, 963 nucleotides. RefSeq lists its product as uncharacterized. Gene Ontology annotation, molecular function: oxidoreductase activity. The coding region runs from base 1 to 963 and encodes 320 amino acids. Gene Ontology annotation, cellular component: chloroplast. The transcript has 6 exons. The record is from RefSeq and is a predicted model, not a curated record. Lineage: Eukaryota; Viridiplantae; Chlorophyta; Chlorophyceae; Sphaeropleales; Selenastraceae.